Patella vulgata (common limpet) is the source of this 1688-nucleotide messenger RNA. RefSeq lists its product as uncharacterized. The record is from RefSeq and is a predicted model, not a curated record. NCBI's taxonomy places the organism in Eukaryota, Metazoa, Mollusca, Gastropoda, Patellidae. The coding region runs from base 256 to 858 and encodes 200 amino acids. Gene Ontology annotation, molecular function: copper ion transmembrane transporter activity. The transcript is spliced from 6 exons. Gene Ontology annotation, cellular component: membrane. Gene Ontology annotation, biological process: copper ion transmembrane transport.
AGAGAAAGAGAGAGAGACAGAGAGAGAGAGCUUUCAGUAGGGGUCUUUAGCAGUAGGGGGGAACUGGAGGAAACUCAGAAUAUUACUUUCAGAACUAAACUGGUACUGUGAAUGGUGUUAAUAUUACAGCUUACAUUAUUGUUAUUAAACCUCUCUGUAAUGAUGAAUUAUUGAUUUGUAUAUUCUUCACAAACCAUACUAGUCUCCACAUUGUAACAGAUCUGAAAAAACCCAAAAAAACCUGUCAAAGUAAAUAUGGAUCACAGUGCACAUCAUCAUCACACAGAUAACCUGGAUCAUUCAGGACUACAUUCUAGUCAUAGUCUAGAUCAUGAAGGUCAUCAGUCAUUUUUCCAUACAGCCUAUGGUAAUAUUAUAUUGUUUAAAGGUUGGAGAUUAUAUGAUGCCAAAGCCACAUUCCUGACCUGUCUUGCCUUGGCUGUUUUAGCCGUUUUGUUCCAACUGUUAAAGUUUAUACGACAUAGAUUUGGUAGAAAAUGUAUGAAUCUAAACUGCAGACGUUACAUUUUGAAUAAGAAUCACAUUAUCCAGACAGUAUUGUACACAAUUCAGUUUGGUUCGGGUUAUCUAGUCAUGUUGGCUGUAAUGACAUACAACAUAUGGAUAGCGAUAGCUGCCAUCGCAGGACUCGGGCUCGGCUAUUUCUUAUUUGGAUGGGGUGAAUAUGAAGACGGAAAGCGUCAGGAGAUUAUGAUAGUGAGGCCAGGCGGAAGUACAAAUUGUGGAGAACAAUUAGACCAAGAGUUAUUGCCCUUGAGUAAGGAUGCAUCAGCAGACACACUUAUUACUAAUGUAUCAAAUGGUGGAUUGGCUUGUUCAUGUGACGACGAAAUUUGAUUGGAUAAGUUCGGUCACAUUUGAUUGUAUGAUAUGAAAAGGUUGGAUUUUGUUUAAUUGUAUGAUAAUGUUGGGUUGUAAUUUUUGGGUAUCUUUUAUUUUUCUGUGACAAAUAAUAACAGGGUAUUUAGCCAUUGAGUGCUUUCAUUUGCAAUAUUAUUCUUGUUUUAAAGUAACGGUCCAUCAUUUGCAAUUUUUACUAGAAAAUCUAAUUUUUCACAGCUUAAUCCAUGCUAACAUAUCCUCAGAUUGAUUAUUUAAUAUUUAAUAACAAAAUCAAAAUACUAACACUAGAUAAAUCUCCCGGCUUAGAUUUAAAACAGGCCUAUUUAUUCUGUUUUCAUUGCGUAACGAGCAGCAUACGAUAAAAUUUAAGUUCCACAUAUCUUUGUAAACAAUGAACCAAAUUCCUAUUAGAGAUUGAUCUUUUACAAUAUUAUAGUUGGCAAGGGAUUCCAAAUCUACUAAAACUUUAAGUUAACAGAAGGUGCUCGGUUGUGGGACUGGAUUGUUUUCAUAUUCAAUGAAUUGAAGAGUCAUUAAAAAAACCCUGAUAUAUCGAUAUUUCCAUUUUAAAAUGGAAACAACCUAUCGCCAACUGUACCUAUUGAAUUAGCAUUAAUCUAACAUGAUCAUGAAAUACGACAUGUGGCCAGGUCCAUAUUUUGUCUACGAUAUCAUCUUAGGUGGAAGUGGACGUAAAAUCUAGGAACGAACGAACGAAAGGUCCAUAUCAACAUCUUCGAGCACCAAGUCAAAAUUGUUUACAGCCCACAGCAUCAUUCUAAAAUGUAUAUUGUGAGCCAAGGUCAUCACCCCCCGCCCCCCCA